Molecule: messenger RNA, 4890 nt
Organism: Plasmodium inui San Antonio 1
Lineage: Eukaryota; Apicomplexa; Aconoidasida; Haemosporida; Plasmodiidae
Product: phospholipid-translocating ATPase
Exons: 7
Coding region: 1-4890 (1629 amino acids)
Biological process (GO): retrograde vesicle-mediated transport, Golgi to endoplasmic reticulum; phospholipid translocation; endocytosis
Cellular component (GO): trans-Golgi network; endosome; plasma membrane
Molecular function (GO): ATPase-coupled intramembrane lipid carrier activity; ATP hydrolysis activity; ATP binding
Source: RefSeq, a predicted model, not a curated record
AUGGUGGACGACGAGGAGCUAAAGAGGCUUCGGUUCGUUCUGAGCAAAAAGGUGGGGCGGAUAAAGUACUUUUUUUCGUACACAUUCUACAAGAUAUUCAGCCAUUUUUAUAACAAGAAAAAUAAGAAGCGAGAAAGGUUUGUAAAUAUACACGGAAGGACGAGUCCAAAAUUUUUCUGCGACAAUAAAAUUAGGAGCACAAAAUACACAGUGAUCUCAUUUAUUCCUCUCUUUUUAUUUUACCAGUUCGCGGACUUUUUGAAUUUAUUCUAUUUGUGUGUUUCUUUGUUACAAGUCAUCCCGAUAUUCAAUACGGGGUAUGUGUUCACCUUUGUUGCUCCAUUAAUCUUCAUCAUCUUUGUAAGUUUAAUCAAUGAAGUGGUUGAUGAUUUGAAGCGAUUUAUAAAGGAUCUGGAGAAUAACAACGAAAUUUAUUACACCCUUUUGGAAAACGGAAAUUUCGAAAAAAUAUACUCCAAAGAUAUCAAAGUAGGAGAUAUCAUCUUGAUAAAAUCCAAGCAGAGAGCCCCAGCAGAUUGUAUUCUGUUACGUAAUUUAAAUAAAAAUGAAGAAUAUACUUUUAAAGUGGAGGAGAAGAAAUUCUUCGGCAACAUAAAAUUGAAUAAAAGUUCCAACGUGUAUAACAAGAUUAACAAAAACUACUACCAUUUUAAUAAAAAUAUUGAUAACGAACUGAUUGAUGAUCGAUAUAACGAAUCGAACAACAACCUGAGCGAAACGAGCAAUCACCUACUCUUUAGUGAAAAUGAAAAAUCGCUAAGCGGAGGGAAAGAAAAGAAAUAUCUUUUAAAAGACAAAAAAAACAAGGACGCAGCUGCUGCGAACGAAACGGCCAAUUAUACGUAUGUCAAAACGGACAAAAUUGAUGGAGAGACGGACUGGAAAAUUAAGUACCCAAUUAGCAUCUUCCAAAAUUUAAAAAAGUUGAAAGAUUUCUUCACCAUAGACAUUUUGUUCAUCCUGGAGCAGCCCAAAAAUGACAUUUAUAAAAUUGAGGGGUCCUUCGUCAUAUUCAAGUACAACCCGCAUGGCGACUUCCAGAAGGAGGAAAACAACAACACGCUGGGGCUGAGCGAUCACCAGCUGAUGAACUAUUCGUUUGACAUGAUCAGGGACGGAGAGAUCGACUUGGAGCGCGGCGGUCGCGGCGGAGUGGCCAGGAGGGAAGAACCCGGCGCACCACCAUACGGGGCGGAGGAGGAGGAAGAAGAUGACGAAGAUGACGAAGAUAACGACGAAGAUGACGACGAGGAAGACGACGAGGAAGACGACGAAGAUGAUGAGGAGGAUGACAAUGAGGAGAAGGAGGAGCAACAGCAGGGCCAUCGAGAGGAUGAUCGCCGAAACGAACUCGAACUGGACAAUCUAGCGAACGACAAAGGAAAGGAAGUCCAACAUAAGGGCUAUGUGAAUUUGGCGGAAAAGGACACAAACUACGUGUACAGCGAUAAGAAAAAGGAAAAAAAGAACAAAGAAAUGGUGAAAUUUGUCGACGUGGAAAAGGGAGCCAUCGGGGGAGCGGGAUCGGGUGCUGCUAUGCCGGAUCGAAACAGAGGAGUCAUUGAAAAGUACAGCUGCUCAAAGAGUAGUGGCAAAAGUAGUGGAAAAAAUAGUGGAAAUAAUAGCGGGAAUUAUGUCGGAGAAACGAGCAUGUGUAGUGUAUUUAAUAAUGAAGCUAAUUUCAACUUUUACAAUGUUACUUAUAGAAAAAAAUUAAAUUACGACAACUUCAUUUUGUUCAACUCGGUGAUUACCAGCUCUGAUGUGCUCUGUUUGGUAAUCUACACCGGAAGUGACACAAGAGUUAACAUGAGUACACAGAUUAGCAAAAUAAAAAGAGGAAUGAUAGACCAGAAAUUAAAUAUGAUAACGUUAUUUUUGUUUCUCAUUCUGACGUUGUUCUCCAUGUAUAUGUGUUCCGUGAAGAUGAAUAAUCUGUGGUACUUGAAUUUUAUUCGUUUCAUUUUGCUGUUCUCAUCCGUCAUCCCGAUAUCUUUAAGCGUCAAUUUGAAUAUUGCUAAAAUUUACUACACUUUGAUGAUUCAGAAGGAUAAGGAAAUCGAAACGACGAUCAUAAAGAACAGCUCAAUUAUAGAAAACUUUGGUGACGUCGAUUACAUUUUCACAGACAAGACGGGAACACUCACAGAAAAUGUAAUGGUGCUUAAAGUUAUACAUAUCGGCUUGGACGUCAUCCAUGCGGAAAAUGAAAAGAAUAAUAUGCUCCAGGGAAGUAUGGAAAGUAAAGGGAAAGGGAAUUUCAACAAGCAUAUGCUAUCGUACGAUCUGGAUGACUUAAACGAAGAUGUUGAUGCCUCUUCCAUGUAUUUAGGAUCCAACUAUUCCAAGAACGAUCGAAGGAAUAAGAAUAGUGGAAACAAAAAUGGAAACUACAUCUCCUUUAAUUACGAUAUCGAGAGUGGAAGAAACAAAAAUGAACUCUCAUCCUUGAGACAAGUUGGCAAAGCAGUGAACCCAAUGGAUCGUAUCAACAUGCUACAUGAUGAGGAAAACAUUGAUGAGGAAAAUUUCGACUAUGAUAAUUUUGAUUAUGGAAAUUUUAAUGAACAUUCCACCGCCUCCAAAUCAGGCUUCUCUCAAAAUAGCUACCGAAAUGGAAACAUGAAAUCGUUCAAACAGAACAACAUGACUCUGAAUAAUAGUACCGUCUCAGGGGGAGCCUUAGGUCAGAGGCGAAACGACAUUAAUAAAAAGAACUCGCUGCACUUGGAGAAGAAGAAAAAAGUAGAGCUGAUGGUAGACGAAUUUUUGAAGUACAAGUCGGACCCCUUAGAUUACUACAAUGACAAUGUGGAGGAUGUAGAGUAUUUGAAGAAGCACCGCGUGUUCCAGACCUUUUUAUCCUUCCUUAUAUGCAACAAUAUUAGGACUCUGGCCAAGGAGAGCAGCAACAGCGGGGGUGCCAGUGGCAGUGCAAAUGGCAGUGGCAGCAGUGGUGCCAACGGAGCUGCUAACGGAGGAGGCACCAAAGAAAAGGACAAGGGAAAGAAAAAGAAGGAGCAGAAAGAAACGGACCAUCAGAAAAACUUCUACUACAUAUUAAAAGUGAAUCGAAAAAAUAAAAAGGAAAAUAAAAUUAAGAAAGAGAAACAUAUGGAUACUACCAGCACAGCCUAUUCUUAUGACAAGAAAAAUGUGGAGUCUAACAGCUCCGAGGAAUCUGAGACCUUUUCCCACUCGGAUGUCAGUUAUCAAUGUUCCUCUCCAGAUGAGUUGGCCUUCCUAAAAUAUGCUACCAACUGUGGGUUCAUCUUGAGGAAGAAAACUGCCAGCAGGAUAGAAAUAAAAUAUAAAAACCUUCUCAUGGAGUACGAUAUUUUGCUUCACAUCCCAUUCUCUUCCGAGACCAAACGAAUGAGCAUUUUCGUCCGCAAUGUGAAAAACAGGAAUAUCUACUUUUUCAUUAAAGGGGCGGAUAACAUUUUAAUAAAGAAGUGUCAUGAGAAGUAUAAGACAUUCAUUUAUGAGGAGAGUGACCAUCUGUCAAACUUGGGUCUCCGUGUCCUCGUGCAUGGAUUUUUAAACAUAGAGGAGCAGUUCUUCCAUACCUUCUCCAAUUUAUACAACAAGAAUAAGGACGUCAAGGGGCAGCUGGAGAAUAUUUUGGACUACGUUGAGAAAAACAUCAAGGUUCUGGCCAUAACCGGCGUGGAGGACAAGCUGCAGGAGGGCGUCGGAAAGACCAUCGAGAUGUUGUACAACAGCGGAAUCAAGGUGUGGGUGCUGACCGGAGACAAAAUCGAAACAGCCAUCUGCAUCUGCAAAAACGCCAACAUUAAGAAGAAGAAGCAUAAUAUCUACAUUUUCAGGCACGAAAAUAUUAAGAGUACGUCAAACCUGAUAAGAGACUUUAACUCCAUCUUAAGUAACAUCGAUUCGUAUGUCCUCUUCUUUGACAACAUUAUAAUUCAGAACUGCAUCAAGUACAUUCCUAAUGCGUUCGUCGAUUUCGCGGCCAAUGCGAGGGCAGUGGUCUGCUGCCGGUGUAGCCCUAUCGAGAAGAAAGAAAUCGCCGUGCUGAUCAAGACCAUUAAGAGGAAGAAAAUCCUGUGCAUCGGGGAUGGAGGAAAUGACGUGGCCAUGAUCCAAUCAGCGGACAUCGGCAUUGGUGUUUUAGGAAAGGAAGGAAAACAAGUUGUAAACGAUAGUGACAUAAUUGUUUCGAAAUUUAAAAACAUAAAGAAGCUUAUACUCUACUAUGGAAACAACACCUUUUUGCAGACUUCCUCCCUCUGCUCCUUCCUCAUUCACAGGGGAUUCGUCCUCACCUAUCUGCAGUUUAUAUACAGCUACAUUUUUUUCAGCAUACCGGUGUCGAUCUUUCAGGGAUGGCUGCAAAUCGGCUACACCACGUACUACACCACGGCGCCAUUCCUGUCGCUGCUGUUAGACGUGAAGAUAAAAAAAAACUUAAUAUACCUCUACCCGGAGAUAUACAAAAAUAAGAAGCACAAGCGGAAACUGGAUUUGAAAUCCUUCUUCAUCAUCGUGUGGAUCUCCAUUUUUCAGGGAACCGUGGUCAUGCUCGGGGCGCUGAAGCUGUUUAACGACAACUACAACAACCUCAUCAACAUAUCCUUUUCGUCUCUCAUCGUUUUGGAGAUCAUGAAUAUUCACUUGGAGGUGGAGUCCUGGCACCCGCUGAUGAUAUCAGCCAACAUCUGCUCCUUCAUCGUGUACAUCUUUUCGAUGUUCAUUCUGAGGAACUACUUCGACAUCAUGCAAAUUAUGUCCGUUAUGUUUUGGUACAAAGUUAUUCUGAUCGUGCUCUUCGCCUGGCUACCCUUCUACAUAAUUAAAAAGGUAAAGAAUAUCCUAACGCCUUCUCAGUUUUUCAAGCUCGCGUGA